Messenger RNA from Xenopus laevis (African clawed frog), 4999 nucleotides. It is a transcript of the gene ibtk.L, whose product is annotated as inhibitor of Bruton tyrosine kinase L homeolog. Bases 549 to 4625 code for a protein of 1358 amino acids. The record is from RefSeq and is a predicted model, not a curated record. Gene Ontology annotation, molecular function: protein tyrosine kinase inhibitor activity; protein kinase binding. Lineage: Eukaryota; Metazoa; Chordata; Amphibia; Anura; Pipidae. Gene Ontology annotation, cellular component: membrane; cytoplasm; nucleoplasm. The transcript is spliced from 30 exons.
UAUGCAGGAACAUGUCCUAAAAUGGACACUGUAGUGUUGUCAGUUCUCCGCCAAUCACAGUGCAGCUUACUGCCAAUGGACAAGUUGCUCUCGGAGCUAACGCUACGACUGCCGGCAGUGUUACUAUGUUCUUACUGUAGCCUAAUGGCCGAGGUGGUCUUUGUAGAUUUUACGUGCCAACCAAGCUUUUGUCUCUUCAACUAGCGACUGAUAUAUUUGCAAUCAUGGAGAUCUGAAAGGACAGAAGUUUGAGUGGAGGGCUGUCCCUCCCUCUACAUCCUUCUAUAUAUUGCUGCUGGACUUAUGCCUUUAACAUAACGAGAAUAUAUUGCACAAACAUUUACUUAUAAACUCGUGGAGGUGGGUUGUAAGGGAUUUAUUUUUCUAAUAUUAUUAUUAAGUGUAUUGAAGUGCCAAAUCUAUUCAUAUAGCACAAAAACCUAUAAUGGAUAUCAUGGUAUGAGUUUUCUGUGGUAUGCGGGCUGUUUUUUGGAAUCCACAUCCACUGUAGUGACAUUUGCAAAGAAGAAUUGUCAGCUUGAAAAGAAAUGGAAAGAGUAUGGCCCGAGUGCACUACACGUUGUCGCUCUCUCCAGCAUGCUUUGGAUGUUAUUUCUGUGGUGACUAGAGCAAGUGAGCAACACAUAAAGGUCUUCCUUUCUUCUUAUUGCUGUAAUGCUGUUACACUCAAAGAUGACUUUGGGCGGAAUGCUACUCAUAUUGCGGCAUCCUGUGGGAAGAAAAAUGUACUUGAUUGGUUAAUUACAGGAAAAGGUGUUGACUUGGCUGUCAAAGACAAAGAAUCAGGAUGGACUGCAUUACACAGAAGCAUUUUCUAUGGACAUAUCGAUUGUGCGUUAUCCCUUUUAAAGCAUGGCAGUAACCUUUACAUUCAAGAUAAAGAUGGAUAUACUCCGUUGGAUCUGGUAAUGAAAGACAGACCUCCCCACAUUGUUUUCAAAACUAGUGAUCCCACUGAGCUUUAUACAUGGGGGGACAAUGUCAAUUUCACUUUGGGACAUGGUACUCAACAAAGCAAGCACCAUCCCGAGCUAGUGGAAAUGUUUCCUCGUUCUGGAGUGUAUAUCAAGCAGAUGGUACUUUGCAAAUUUCACUCAGUCUUCCUGUCUCAGAAAGGACAAGUUUACACAUGCGGACAUGGACAAGGAGGUCGCCUUGGACAUGGAGAUGAACUUACAUGCUUGGUUCCUAGGCUGGUGGAAGGUCUUCGUGGUCAUCCAUGUACUCAGGUCGCUGGAGCAAAGGAUCACACAGUAGUUCUAACGGAAGAUGGAUAUGUUUACACAUUUGGACUAAAUACAUUUCAUCAACUUGGAAUUCAGCCGCCCCCUCCAAAUUCAAAUGUUCCAAGGCAGAUUCAGGCCAAAACCAUGAAGGGAAAGACUGUGUUAGGGGUCGCUGCUGGAAGGUUUCACACAGUUCUGUGGACUAAAGAUGCUGUUUAUACAGUGGGAUUGAAUGGUGGCCAGUUAGGAUACUUGCAAGAUCCUAAUGGAGAAAAAUUUGUAAGUUGUCCUCGCCAAGUAUCCGCACUUCAUCAUAAAGAUAUAAACAUAACUCUUGUGUCAGCAAGUGAUGGCGCUACAGUUUGUGUCAGUGAAAGGGGAGAUAUUUACCUUCUGUCCGAGUAUCAGUGCAAAAAGCUUGCAUCAAAACAGCUAAACCUGAAGAAAGUUCUUGUUUCAGGGGGCAUUUUGGAACAUAAGGCAGCUCCUGAGCAUCUUAAAGAGAAUGGUGGCCAGCCUGCAAGUGUUUUUGCUUUGGAUCAAGCUGGAAGGGUUUUUUGCUGGAAAUCACCUGGCAGUUCACUGAAACAGUGCUGGUGGGUUUAUGGUCGCCAAUUAUUUAUGUCUGAUGUUGCUUUAAAUAAGAAUGAAAUCAUGUUUGUAACACAAGAUGGGGAAGGAUUUACUGGAAAGUGGAUGCUGGAAAAGAAAAAGAAAGAGAAUAUAAUUUCCAAUAUAAUGUGCCACUCUGACUCUCAGAAUGUGUAUGAAAAAAUCAGCAUGCAGAAGCUCCCUUUUGUCCAUCGGGCUGUUAGUGUUGCUACAGAUCCCAGUGGGUGUAACUUUGCUGUCUUACAAUCGGAUCCCAAAACAAGCCUUUUUGAGGUGCCUUCAGUGUCUUCAUCUGUGUUUGCUGAAGAUUUUGAGAAACUUCUGAAUGAAGCGAAUGAGACAGAUAGCAUUCAUGAUGUCACUUUCCAAGUUGGUACAAAGAUUUUUCCAGCACAUAAGUACAUACUAGCUCUUCGAUGUGACUUCUUCAGUAAACUUUUCUCUUCUGGAGAAAUCAAUUCACUUGACUUUCCAGAGGUGCACCAAAAAGGGGAGGAUGCAGCUGGAUGUGAUUUGUUUGUCAUUGAGAAAAUUCCACCUGAAUUGUUUUCGCAUGUUCUCCAAUUUAUCUAUUCGGACACUUGUGAUAUGCUGUUGCAAGGACAUAAGCCAAAGCUUUGGCAUAAAGAAGAAAAUGAGAAUACAAUUAUCUGUAACUUCCAGAAAAUGGGUUUUCGUGAAGAUAUUGAGGGCAAAUCUGCCUAUGAAGUCUAUAAGAACAGCAGAAUCUGUGCUGAAAAUGAGAAGCAGAAAGGAAAGACAAAGCAAUCCAAAAAGACUAGAUCUAUUGGUGAUGAAACUAGCCCUGUAAAAAUGCUGCAAAAUACUGCCAAGAAGUUUGGAUUGUCUAACCUAAGCUCGAGACUGGAUGGGGUCAGAUAUGAAAAUGGAAGAAUUAAUGUUUUCCAUAAGAAAAGUGAAAACAAACUGCGAUUCAACCAAAAGAAAUGCUCUUCCCAUUAUGAUGUCAUGAUGAAGUCAGAAGAUGGAAAAGAAUUCCAUUGCCAUAAAUGUGUACUUUGUGCAAGAUUAGAAUAUUUUAAUAGCAUGCUAAGCAGUUCCUGGAUUGAGGCAUCUUGCUGCAGUCAGCUGGAAAUGCCGAUCCAUUCAGAUGUCUUACAAGUUAUACUUGAUUACAUUUAUACAGAUGAGGUCCUUACUGUAAAAGAGUCUGCAAAUGUAGAAUUUGUUUGUAAUGUCCUUGUGAUAGCAGAUCAACUUCUUAUUGUACGAUUAAAAGAAAUAUGUGAAGUUACAAUUGCUGAAAGAAUUACUCUGAAGAAUGCAGCUGAACUCCUGGAAUUUGCAGCUUUGUACAAUGCUGACCAGCUGAAGCUUUCCUGCUUGCAGUUUGUAGGGCUAAACAUGGGAGCUUUACUGGAAGCAAGGUCUUUGGAUGUUUUGAGUGAUGAUGUUUUGAAAGAUCUCUCAGAAGCUUAUAGAAAAAUGAUUCCAUCCAUGAACAAGAGAAUAAUCACACCAUAUCUAGAUGGACCAGAUAUUAGUAUUUUGCAGUCUGUAGAUAUUGAAAGCCUUAUCUCUGUUCAGGAUGAUAUUUAUUCUUACCAAAUCACUCAGGAAGCUACACUUAAGAAAUCUAAGGCAAAACCCAAAAAGAAACAAAGAAAACGAUUGGAUAGCUCUGGAGGAUAUAAUCUUUCUGACAUAAUUCAAAGUCCAACUUCAACAGGCUUUGUGAAGCCAGAAAAAACAAAUUCGGUAGAGUCUCUUCAAGAUUUGCUGACCUCUGAUUCUGAAGGAAGUUUUGUUGGAGCAAGCAGCCCUAGAGAUUUGCAGUCCCCAGACCUCUUCCCUGUCUUCACUCAUGAGACAAAAGAGACAAUUUGUGUUGAAAGAAACCGCUCCUCACCGCCUGUAGCAAAUGGAGCAGCAAGCACGAAGAUGCCAAUACCUACAACUUCAUCUCCAAAAGCUAUCCCAAUGUCUAGAAUUACUCCAUCAACCUCGCCAAACUGGGUUGCCAUGCCCUGCAGUCCUGCCAGUCCUGUAACAAUGGAUCUAAGGGCCAUCAUGGAGCUGGAAGAAAACAUACAAAAGUGUGGCGCAAUGCCAAAGCUUAAUGCUGGGGGAACUAAACCUGUGACACAUGUAAUGAAACUGUCUCAGAAGCAGAGGAAAAUGAUGGCAAUGUCCUCCAAGGAAAGCAAUAAUGAAAACAAGCCAGCUAAAGUAACUGUGGCACCCACAACUAUCAAAAGCCCCGCCAAAACAUGGGCGGCUGCUUUUCAUUUGGGAGAAAACAAGUCUUUCCGUGACCUCUUACUUGAAGAGAAACAAUCUGUCACCUCAUUUCCUUCUUUGAGUAGUGAUGUCAAAAAGAGCAAACAUACAGAGGAAUUAGAUCCUUCAGAGCUGGCAAGAAUUGCAUAUGUAAACAAAUCCAGAACAGACUGGCCCACUGACAGCCCGAAUACAAUAAGGCCCUCUGGAACCUUAAACCAAGAAGCAAAACUGAAAUGUGAUGUGCCAAAUCAGGACAACUCAAAUCCUUGGCAUUUGACAUUGAGCAAAAAUAACGCCUCGUCUGCCCCUGUGACUUUUACUGCCAUUGUAGAGGAAGAGGAAAAACAAGAAGCUGCUCUCAUCAGAAGUCGUGAAAAGCCACUGGCAUUAAUUCAGAUAGAAGAACGAGCUAUACAAGAUUUGUUACUUCACUACCAGGCAAUAGACAACCCUGAAGAAUACAUUACUAUUGAGAGGGCUGCACAGAUACCUAUGGCAACACCAAUGUGGAACAAACAUUAAUCAGAAUCAUUGUGAACAGUGUUCUUCGUGCAACGAGCAAGAGUUUUUGGAUAUAUCUAAAAUAGUAAAUCAUUUGUUUUAUUUUGUUUAAUCAUUUCCUAAUAUAAUAGGUUUACAAUAACAAUGUUAAGUUCUGAGAGGCAAAAAAACUUUAUAUAUAUAUAUAUAUAUGCCAUAAAAAUUUAAUGGAACUCAAAUUUAAUGGAACAGAUUCAGUUUUUUUUGUUUGUUUUUUUCUUUUAGUGUGUGUUGUUUUGGUACAAUUGGCUCAAUAUGAUUUAAAAUCUGCCAAAUUUAUACAUAUUUGAUAUUUAAUAUGUGAUUACCCGUGUAUAAAAAAAAUAACAUAUUCUUCAAAUAAAAGUGUGACUUUA